Molecule: messenger RNA, 3228 nt
Organism: Scophthalmus maximus (turbot)
Lineage: Eukaryota; Metazoa; Chordata; Actinopteri; Pleuronectiformes; Scophthalmidae
Product: leucine-rich glioma-inactivated protein 1-like
Exons: 8
Coding region: 532-2190 (552 amino acids)
Biological process (GO): myelination
Molecular function (GO): protein binding
Source: RefSeq, a predicted model, not a curated record
GGGGCUUCGUGUUUUUCUCCAGCUGAUUCACGAGAAAAAAAAAUUGCACAAUUCCUGUCGCCUAUUGGGCGGGAUCCUGGACGGCGAGAGAGCGCGGCUGCUCGCCGACAGCGCAGGCCCAUAGGCGUGGUCUUGGAUGGAGAUGCUCCGAUCUGCUCCCGCCGGGAUCCCCACCUGCCCCUCAGACCGCGCCAGCUGGAAUUGAUCUUGCGCCCGUGCGACCACCACCACCAAUUUCCCGUCACUAAAGACAUUGAGUUUUAGAGAAGGGCUGCAGUGUGAGACUCAUUGCAGCGCCGCGGACGCACGGGGCGGCGCCGGGUCUCAUCACCUCCAGCGCGGCGGAGGCGCACGGCGCACGGCACACGAACAGCGCGUCGCUCGGCCUCCAGGCAGCUGCAGCGGCGGCAGUGGAAGAGGAACCGGAGCGCAGGAGACCCCCCCCAACCCCCCCCCAAACCCCCUCCCCUCCCCCUGGUUCAUGUGCAGGGCUGUUCGACGCGCAGGUCGUGGCCGCAGCGGUUCGCAAGGAUGGAAACCGCGCGCAGGAGAUCGUCGUCGCCCCGGCUCGGCGUCUCGCUCGCCGUCGUCGUCGUCGCCGCCGCCGCCGCGUCCGUCCUGCUCGCGGUGGACGGCAAGAAAGCCAAGCAGCCCCGCUGCCCCUCGUCGUGUACGUGCACCAAAGAUAACGCGCUGUGCGAGAGCGCGGGGCUGAUCCCUCGCAGCUUCCCCCCCGAUGUCAUAUCACUAUCAUUCGUCAAGUCCGAAUUCACCGAAAUCCCGAAGGAGAGCUUCAUCCACACGCCUGCCCUGCAUCUCCUCCUCUUCACCGCCAACAACCUGGAAUCCAUAAACGAGGACGCCUUCCUUGGUCUUCCUCAUCUGGAGUAUCUGUUCAUCGAAAACAACCAGAUUAAGUCGAUAUCGCCACAUGCUUUCCGCGGACUGAAAACCUUAGUGCACCUGAGUCUGGCCUACAACAACCUCGAGACUCUGCCCAAAGAUUUGUUCAAGGGUCUUGAGGCCCUGACAAAAGUAGACUUGCGGGGCAACCAGUUCACCUGCGGCUGCAAACUCAAGUGGUUGGUGGAGUGGAUUUACAGCACCAACGCCACCGUGGAUCAGAUCUAUUGCAAGGGCCCCGCCUCGCAGCUGGACAAGAGGAUCAACGAUCUGGUGCCGCAGUCCUUCGACUGCAUCACCACAGAGUUUGCUUCCUACCAGUCGCUGAAGUUUGAGUCCAUCUCCGUGGAGGCCUUUUCCUUCGGGAACGACCAGUAUGUGGUGUUUGCGCAGCCCUUCAUCGGGAAGUGCAGCUUCCUCGAGUGGGAUCACGUGGAGAUGGUCUUCAGGAACUACGACGAUAUUGACAGCACGUCCACGGUGAUUUGCAAGCCUCUGGUCAUCGACAACCAGCUCUUCAUCAUCGUGGCUCAGCUGUUCGGCGGCUCGCACAUCUACAAGCGCGACACCUCCGCGAAUAAAUUCAUCAAGCUUCAAGGCAUCGACAUCCUCCGGAUCCGCAAGCCGAACGACGUCGAGACUUUCCGCAUCGACGGGGAGACUUUCUUCGUCAUCGCGGACAGCUCCAAGGCCGGGUCCACCACCAUCUACAAGUGGAACGGCAACGGCUUCUACUCGCACCAGUCCCUCCACCCGUGGUACCGGGACACCGACGUGGAGUUCAUGGAGAUCUCCUCCAAGCCCCACCUGAUCCUGUCCAGCAGCUCCCAGAGGCCGGUCAUCUACCAGUGGAACAAAAGCACCAAGCUGUUUGACCGACGCACGGACAUCCCCGAGAUGGAAGACGUCUACGCCGUGAAGCACUUCGCGGUCAAGUCGGACCUCUUCAUCUGCCUGACGCGCUUCAUCGGCGACUCCAAGGUGAUGCGCUGGGACGGGGCCCUCUUCAGGGAGCUGCAGACCUUGCCCUCCCGCGGCUCCAUGGUGUUCCAGCCCUUCGCCGUGGCCAACUGGCAGUACGCCAUCCUGGGCAGCGAUUACUCUUUCACCCAGGUCUACCGCUGGGACGCCAAGAAGAGCGUGUUUGUCCGUUUCCAGGAGCUGAACAUCCAGGCGCCGAGGGCCUUCUCUCCGGUCGCCAUAGACAACCGGCAGUUCCUUCUGGCCUCCAGUUUCAAAGGGAAGACUCAGAUCUAUGAGCACCUGGUCAUUGAUCUGAGCAAUUGAGUGUGUUUUGGGCUGAUUGAUAGGUUAUUGAUAACUUUGGGGUGUGUGUAAAGAAGACUGUUGCAGCAGACGCAGUUCUGAACAAUUGCUAACUACCAGUUAAUCCUAACUUGAGAAAGGCAGGCAUUACUCUUAUUCGUUUUUAAAAAAUCUUCCAUUGAGGUCAGUGCAUGGUAAAUGUAAAGAUUAAAAUGCGACCACGUGUCCUCGGCCGAGAGGCAUUGUCGCGUUCAAUGCAUGGAUCUCAAGUUAGGAUUAAAACCCCAGAUUUUGUCGAGACAUUAACGCAUGCCCCCCCCCCCCCCCCCCCGGUCCUCGCUCAGGACGUCCCAUUCCUGAUGAAUGCAACAUCCAUCCUCAUUUAAUCCAUGAAAUCUAGAGUUGGCCAGUAGUUUUUUUUUUGCGUUCUAUCAUACAUUUGACUCAGCAAAGUUUAUACAUUUGUAAUCUCAUAUAUAUUUAUCUAUGGAAAGUAAUAAUGAAAAUGGUACUUUUUAACCUAUUAACGUGUUCAGCCGGACAAAUCUGCCAAAAGAAAAUGUUUACAUAUUUCUCUUUCCACUUGUUCGCUAAAAAAUAUUUGUAAAUUAAGCUUUUGUAAGUUCGAGAGGGACCACCCCAGUUAGAUCAAUAUUCGUUAAGGAAGACUGAUUCAAAAUGUAAUGUUUAUAAUUUGGAAAAAAUUUCAACAGAAUGUAAUGUUUAUAAUUUGGAAAAAAUUUCAACAGAAGUGUUGUGCGAGAAUCUACCAGUAGAUCUUCGCAACUUACAUUUUUAAUCAUUGACGGUUUGUAUAAUGUUUUAAGUAUUGAUAAAUAGUUUUUUCAUAGAAAGUACAGAAAACAUUUUGGGCACACGGGGAACUAUUUUCACACACUUAAAAGGGGACUGAAAUGAGAAAAAAAAACAGGGGAUAUUGUUCAUAAUGCUUGACCUUUGACUAACAUGUAUGCAAAAUGCAUUAAUUGUGUCACGAUUAGGAUUAAGUUAUUGACUAAUAUCAUGCCAUUUAGAGUCAAUAAAGGUUUACGUCAUUCA